AUGGCUGGUCAGACAGAUGUCGUCGACCCUGCGUCCCUCACUGUAGCCGGCUACAGUCGCAGCUACCCGACACCACCUCCAUUGUCAGACGAUAACAAGGAGGACAGCCAACCUCCCCCAGACCAACCCCAAAAGAAGAAGAGGAAAGCUUGGGGUCAACCGGUCCCCGAAAUCAAACAAAUACUUCCACCACGAAAACGAGCCAAGACUGCGGAGGAGAAGGAACAGAGAAAGAACGAGAGGAUCCUCAGGAAUCGCAGAGCAGCCGACAAGUCUCGACAACGACAAAAGGCCGCGGUGGCAGAGCUUGAGGCCAGGCAAAUUCGGAUUGAGAAAGAAAAUGCCUCCCUCCGAGAACUCCUAGCUCGCUACCAGUCGAGAUUUGGUGUCCAGGCAGACUUCCCUCCGCCAGUCCCCGCCGAACCUCCCAAGAUGGAUUUCGACGACGCAGAGGAUGCAACACCGGGUCAUGACCUGCGUGCAUCUUCCGCUCAACCACCCUUCACUCCAUCGUCAUUCAACGACUGCUCGGAUGCCGAGUCUAGUCAUCCAACCCUGGUUCAGUCCGAAGAUUCGACCCCCAUGAAACACGAAUCCCCGGUCCUCGCUCCUCAACUCAACCUCAUCCACGAACACCCCCAAGGUGAACAGACCACUUCUGACUCGAUGGCAACGCUUUCAAGCUUCCCCAUUGUCUCCGGUAUGACACAAUAUCCUGCUGUGAUAUUGUGUGACCUGCUGUGUCAGCCGGAGACCUGGGCUAUCAGCCUGCCAGCAUUCCCCUCGAGUCCCAAACACAACCUUGGGAUCAGCUACCUGCUUCAGGUCUUCCAGACCUUGACGAUAUUUCACUCCUUCUCGACGACAACGCUCUUGCCAAUGUGCAAUCUUUUCCAGAUUUUGGCGCAGCGAUUGUCAAUGACCUCGACGGAACAGGAUUUCUCCUCCAUCCUGACCAACUUCCCACUAAUUCAUUCUUUGAUUUCGAUGCCUUCGACACCGACCAGGCCAGCGGUCUUCCGCAUGAAGCUUCUGAGCCGACUACUCGCUUGCAGCCCACACAUGGCGCGCCUCUUACUGGCAGCGACAGACCGGGCUUUGCAGCAAGUGGUUAGCGACGAAGGUUUUGCCGAAGAUCCUGACCGUCGGUGGACAUGGUCGAGUCUGAUGACGAUCAAGUGGGUCAUUUUGAGGUUGGAGAGAGAGCAUCGGAAAAUCCGUCGUCGAGUUUGGAUGGACAAGAAAGGUGCUGCUGUGGCAGAGAAUGGAGUUCCGGAGUUCAAGGUCAUGGCCGGCGUUGAUUAUGGGGCCGUUGCCAGAAAUUCACAGCUUUGGCAAGGAGCAAGUUCCAAUUGUACGAUUACCAGAGACGAUGGCGGGGGCUGGGUGCCAGCACAGGAGGUCCAUUGA
This is a messenger RNA of Fonsecaea multimorphosa CBS 102226, 1410 nucleotides long. RefSeq lists its product as uncharacterized. Gene Ontology annotation, molecular function: DNA-binding transcription factor activity, RNA polymerase II-specific. NCBI's taxonomy places the organism in Eukaryota, Fungi, Ascomycota, Eurotiomycetes, Chaetothyriales, Herpotrichiellaceae. The record is from RefSeq and is a predicted model, not a curated record. Gene Ontology annotation, biological process: positive regulation of transcription by RNA polymerase II. Bases 1 to 1410 code for a protein of 469 amino acids. The transcript has a single exon.